This is a messenger RNA of Polistes dominula (European paper wasp), 2953 nucleotides long. RefSeq lists its product as uncharacterized. Lineage: Eukaryota; Metazoa; Arthropoda; Insecta; Hymenoptera; Vespidae. Gene Ontology annotation, cellular component: fibrinogen complex. Gene Ontology annotation, biological process: positive regulation of heterotypic cell-cell adhesion; blood coagulation; platelet aggregation. The record is from RefSeq and is a predicted model, not a curated record. Gene Ontology annotation, molecular function: extracellular matrix structural constituent; protein-macromolecule adaptor activity.
UUCUCUCUUUCUUUCUUUCUUUCGUUAAUUAAAAAAAAAGAGAGUAUAAAAAUUCAAUAGAAAAUAAACUGGCAAAGAUACCCGAAGUGAUUCCGGCGUUUCGCGUACAUCAAUCCGAUCAUCCUCCUCUUAUAGAGGAGGUUCUUGAUCCUAAUCGAUCUUUACAGAUAAAUAAUAGUUUUAUCCUUUCAACCCCGAAUCAAUCCGAAAUUGCACCCCGUUCAUCAAACUACCACCUGGAUUUCAUCUUCCAACUCCUCCAAUUUCUUUAAUCUUUUUCCAUAUUAUUCUAAUAUUAUAAUAUUCAAUAUCGAAAAAUAUUAUCUACGAUUGGAUAUAUAUUUAUUUAAAGUUGUGACAAUUCAAAAAAAGGAAAAAAUAGACAGAGUUUGUUCAAAGUGUUUUCUUCUCAGGAAAUUAAGUGACGAUAAACUUUCUCUCUAUUUUUCUCUUUCUAUUUUUUUUUUUUUUUAAUAUUUCUCUUUCUAUUUCUAUCUCUAUCUAUUUCUAUCUAAAGCAAUUGAACGAGGUCGAGGGUUUCUUAGCGAGUAUGAGAGAGGCGGCAAUUAUCGCCGUUUGCCUUCUGGGCUUCGUCACCGCUGGUAGUUCUAGAUUACCCAGGACUUCUGCGGAUCAACGCAACACUCGCAAUGCCAGUGUCAACGUUACCAAUGUCACCGGGAAUUCACUCCCACCGCCUACACGUGGCUCCCAAAGGAACAGGGAACAGUAUCUUUUCAACGUAUUCGAGGUCAUCGUAUCAACCCUUGAAUCGAAAUUACAACGAAUCGAGAAUCUCGACAAGGCCGUUGAACAUCUAAUGAGGAGAGUUGAAGCAUUGGAUUCUAGAGUUAACGACAACAUCGAAAAAACCGAUGCAGUUAUCGCUAAAUUGAGAACGUUGGAUUUGAAAUUAUUCAAUGCACAUCCACCAAUAACUUCGCAGGAACAAAUUCAUCCUAGAUCGGCUGAAAAUGUCAGAGAGGAAAAUGAAGCCGAAAGUGUACCCAUAAUACGAUUGAUACAUCACGACGACGAAAAAUCACCUGAAUCAUUGGGUGAUAAAUUAAUUUCAUUGGAUCAAAAGGUAUCCGAUAUUGAUCACAAAUUGGUUAACCUGAAGAAUCAAUUGGACAAUAAUUUUUUACAAAAUGACGAUAUCAAUGCCGAAGCUAGCGAGAAAAAACCAGUUAGCAUGAGCGUUGUAGAAAUAACCAAAGCUAUGAGCAACGAAGUUAUGAAUCAUGUUUCUAUCGAAAUUGAAAAUCUUAGACAAGCUACCGGUGCGUUAGAUCGUAAACUACAAUUUCACAUUAAUUUGGUAUCGGACAAUUUGGGUGCCAUUUACAAUCUGAUGACCGACGUACACGAUGCAGUUGUUGACAAAACUAUCAUCAAUGAUCCUAGAAAUUUGACAACUACUACACAACCACCACCGAAACAAAGCAAAUUCGAUCGUUUGGUAGAAAAAAUGCAUCCUAUGCUUACGGUUUCCGAAAAAAUGGACGAAGUUUGGAACGUCGUGGUCGGAACGAAAAAUUCUGUGGACGAUCUUCUACCAAAAUCCGACGAAUUGUUGACGCAAACGCAAAGACAGGAAAGAGCUAUCAAUGAAAUUCAUGCCGAUCUUAGAACGAAGACCAAUAAAAUAAUUGAAAAUUUAGAAGGUGUUGAGAGUAGAUUAAAGAAACAAGAAGAUGACGUGGCAACUUUAGCUCAACGACAAAUACCUGCUGAACUUUUAUUGGAUCCUACGAUAGAUCGAUUAGUCGAAUACGAUCCAGGAAGAUACGUUAACUUGCAAAGCGAAAAUUUUGUUACGGAAACGUCUUCCUCAGCAUCAAUGAGUGCAACAACGAUUCUACCACCAUCAGUUCAAACAUCAACAUCAACAUCAUCGACUUAUCUAACUUAUACCACAUCUUAUUCAUCGAAUAAUGGAUCAUCCGCAACUACCCCCAUGACUCCAACAUCUACCGGAUCGCAAAGAUCCACAACUAGAAAUCGUGGUGUCAUAUUUCCUAGCGUUAAAAAUAAACCAAGUCCUGCCAAUACUACGUUCACAAGUGACAUCCUAAUCAAUUACAAAGAUAUCAAGGGUUUCUCGUGCGUGGAUUUGUUAAAUGCAGGUAUGAGAGACAGCGGCGUGUAUUAUCUUCAAAUACGUGGUACUACCUAUUGGUUCCUCAAGGUCUACUGCGAGCAGGAAAUUGCCGAUGGUGGUUGGACGGUGAUACAAAGAAGGGACGAUUUUGGCGAACCUAGGGAAAACUUUAACAGAGAUUGGGCAGAUUACAAGAACGGUUUUGGUAAUCCAGCAAGAGAAUUUUGGUUGGGUAACGAAAAUAUCUACAUGCUGACGAAUAAUGAGGAUUACAUGCUCCGUGUCGAAUUAGAAGAUUUCGAAGGUAACAAAAGAUACGCACAGUAUACGCAUUUUAAAAUAUAUUCCGAGGGUGAAUAUUACAAGUUAGAAAUUGAUGGUUACGAAGGUACAGCUGGUGAUUCUUUGAACGAUCCUUGGUACGGAUCGAACAAUAGUCCAUUCUCAACUUAUAACAGAGAUAACGACAGAUCUUCGUUGAAUUGUGCAUCGAUGCUAAAGGGUGGUUGGUGGUGGAAAUCUUGUGGACGUGGAUUGAAUGGUCUUUAUUUAAAUGAUCCUCAAGAUUUAUCAGCUCGACAAGGAAUCGUAUGGUUCCGUUGGAGAGGCUGGGAUUACACGCUGAAAAGGGCGACCAUGAUGAUCAAACCUAAAGGACCAACGGCGUUUACUUAAAAAACGAAGAUUUUUUUCCUAUUUUUUUUCCUAUUUUAUGUUUUUUUUUUCUUUACCUCCCACCCCCUUCCCGACAAGACGUAGUAUACGACGUGGAACGCGUAGACUAAAAAGAAGAAAAAAAAAAUAAAGAAAAAAAAUGUAAACGACGGAAGAAAUUAUUUAAUACAAUAC